UGUCGGUGUUCGGCCCACGGCUGUGUACGCAUGCAAUGUUUUCAAUUCAUCUUGCACGUCCACGCAGGACACAUACGUGCCCGUGGAACCGUUUUGGAGCUGCUCGCCUCUUUCAGCAGCAUCCAGCUUUUGCUCCAUCUUCCGCCCCUGGUCUCUACUGUGGCUCCUUUUGCGUUGAUUUUGGAGGCAAUUUUACUCAGACUUUUUUGAAAAUUGUUUUUAUUUUUUUGCAAUGUCGGUGGUGGAAAUGGAAAAGAUUUUUGAUUUUGGAGGAUUUAAUUAUUUUCCAGCAGGUGACAAUGGAACUUUGCUGGAGUUCUUCAUGCCGAUGCCAGCAGGCACUGCGGCAGGUCUAGGAUGACUGGCAAGAGCCAGACCAGCAACGUGACCAACAAGAAUGACCCGCGCUCACUCAACUCACGUGUCUUCAUCGGCAACCUCAACACGGCGGUGGUGAGCAAGGCCGACAUCGAGGCCAUCUUCGCCAAGUACGGCAAGAUCGUGGGCUGCUCCGUGCACAAGGGUUACGCUUUCGUCCAGUAUUCCAGCGAGAGGAACGCCCGGGCGGCCGUGGGGGGCGAGAACAACAGAGUCAUUGCAGCACAGUCGUUAGACAUCAACAUGGCAGGAGAGCCCAAACCAUACUGGCCGAAGAUAGCCACCAAGAGGCCGCUGUCGUCACUCUACAGUGGCUACGAUUUUGAUUACGACUACUACAGAGAUGAUUUCUACAGCAGACUGUUUGAGUACCACGGUCGCGUGGUGCCGCCCGCCCGGGCCGUCGUCCCGGUCAAACGCUCUCGACUCGUGGUGCCGUCCGCCCCGCGCAGAGUCAAGUCCUCUUUCUCCGUCCGGGCCUGUUCUUCCCCUUCCUCUUCCUCCUCCUCCUCUUCCUCCAGGCUGGUCAACGUCCCAUCUUCUGUCACGGGACCCAAACUAAAGACAGAGCAGCUGCUGAGCAUAAAAAAGGAACUGUGGCAGAUCAAGACCAAGAUCGACUCCCUGCUGGGGAGGCUGGACAAAUUUGAGAGGCAGCAUGAGAUGCAGAGGAAAAAAGAGGAGGCGUGUGAGUGUCACCACGGCGAGCAGGCCAAUCACUCCGGCAGUGAGGACCUGGGGGCGGCGGCCGAGCCCGAGGCGGAGAUGUCGGAUGGCGCCAACGAUUACUUUGAGGACGAGGGCGCCGGUGACAUGGUGAGAUGUCAGCGCAAUGACAUCCAACGUAUACAACCUAUAGAGAACCACAUAUCAGAUAUCGACAACUGAAUAAGUCAAGCGAAGGGAAGCCUGUGGUGCACAAAGAUUGCAGAAGAGUUAUCCAGCACAGCCUCCGUGAUCCAGGAGGACUGUUUAAAAAUGAAAGCUUAGCAACAGAAGGAACCACUCGUUUGUUGCGUGUUUGCCUCAUCAGAGUAAAACAAAAAAAAAAAAACAUUGACACUCCUGAUGUUUGUCAUCCAAACUGCUGGUUUUGAACGGCAAGAUCAAGCGAAAAGAGCAUUCGACAACCGCUAACAUGUUUGUGCUUCAGCCAUUGUGCUCUGUAUUGUCUUUAACUCUGUUGUACAGCAAAUGUAUGUUGAAAAUAUGGAAUGUAAGAGGAACACUUCAUGUGCUUUGCUUUAAUUUGCUUGUACAGUCGUUUCGUCUCUCUCGCUCUCUUUGUCACGCACUACCCAUUAUACACUGUCCUCGAUACAUUCUGUCAACGAAAAGAUGAAUAUUUUUUACAAUCAGCAUGUAGUUAAAAAAAAAAAAAAGUGAGCAUCAUGGAUCAUUUGUAUUCAUUGCUUUGGUUCUACAGCUAUGGAUAAGAAGAGUUUUUGGAAUAAACCUAUUCCUCCUAAACAAGUCCCUUUCAUUAACAGGGUGCAUUUACUAUAUUUAUUAGGGUUUUUUUUUUAAA
This is a messenger RNA of Phyllopteryx taeniolatus (common seadragon), 1906 nucleotides long. RefSeq names its product RALY RNA binding protein like (gene ralyla). Bases 358 to 1266 code for a protein of 302 amino acids. The transcript has 9 exons. Gene Ontology annotation, cellular component: nucleus. Gene Ontology annotation, molecular function: RNA binding. NCBI's taxonomy places the organism in Eukaryota, Metazoa, Chordata, Actinopteri, Syngnathiformes, Syngnathidae. The record is from RefSeq and is a predicted model, not a curated record.